CAAAAAGCUACGCCGGGCACGUAUGCCACAGGCGGGGGCGCGGGCAGGUUGCUUCGCCCUCGCGCUGGCGAACCCCUAGGGGCCUUGCUGCGGUUCAUACUUACAAUCGCCCCACCCUCUCAUAUCCACACUUCAUCCCCGAACAGCGACGGUCUAGCUUUUGCUUUUCUUUUUACCACUGCAACCAUUUACAUUCAUUUAGAGAAAGCCUAGCUUUUGCCCAUUGCUAUACGAAGCUCUGUCGUUGUGUAGUUGGCGCCAUCGCUCCUUUUGGUAAGUCUGCAUCAUUGGCGCGCCGUCUUCUCCUGCAAGUGCAGCCGCGCAUCUAGUAGUAGAAGCCUUAUUUGAAACAUUCUCCACUCCGCAACCAAUGUCGAAGCCUGAUUUCCCAAAUCACCCGGAUGAGAAGGGGCGGAAGGUGGAUUUAAUUCGGGGCGCCAUGUACCACCGGCGCACGGGUUCGGAGAGAGAGGGGCGCGCCGACGGCGCAAACCGUGCGGAAUACAUCUGGGUCGGGGACUCGAAG
This is a messenger RNA of Amoebophrya sp. A120, 526 nucleotides long. Lineage: Eukaryota; Dinophyceae; Syndiniales; Amoebophryaceae. The record is from the annotation of a GenBank genome assembly.